Molecule: messenger RNA, 958 nt
Organism: Mytilus trossulus (common blue mussel)
Lineage: Eukaryota; Metazoa; Mollusca; Bivalvia; Mytilida; Mytilidae
Product: replication protein A 14 kDa subunit-like
Exons: 4
Coding region: 145-498 (117 amino acids)
Biological process (GO): mismatch repair; DNA replication; nucleotide-excision repair
Cellular component (GO): DNA replication factor A complex; site of double-strand break; nucleus
Molecular function (GO): single-stranded DNA binding; damaged DNA binding
Source: RefSeq, a predicted model, not a curated record
AGACAUUUUUGUGCUGGUUGCCUAUUUUUUAGGGUUCAUUUCGCUUUCCUCAACAUAAAAGUUUUACAAUAAAGGAUACCAGUGUAAAAUUGCGCGGGUGAUUGCAAAGAAAAUAGUUGUUGAAGUCAUCAAAUUUAACUGAUAAUGGAAUUCUCAAAACCUCGUGUUAAUGCUUCAAAGUUACCUUCUCACAGAGGCAGAAACGUUUGUCUUUUAGGAAAAGUGAAAAAUGUAGCUAAUGAUGGCAAUUCUUUUACACUGACAACAAGUGAUAACCAGGAUGUACGUGUUGUACUGCAAGAACCUGUAAAUGAGUAUGUAGCUGGUUUAACUGAAGUACACGGUCAAGUUGAUGGACAAAACAACAUACUCUGUCAGAACUAUAUUGUCUUCCCAUCAGAAACCUCAGAUAACUUUGAUAUGGGAGCCUACAAUGAAGCUGUAGAACUGAUGGCCAGACUUCCACAGAAUUAUGUCCAAGGUGUACAACAACAGUAGCACAGAGCACAGAUGUAGAGUUAAAAAAGUGAUAUGCGAUAGAACAUUGGAAGACAGAAACAUUAGUUGUAUCUGAUACAGUACAUGUUUAUGAAGAACAUUUUCAGGUCCAUACAAAUGGAUUGUAGUAACGAAUUCUGAAGUUUCCUGGGUUGAGAAUUCUAUUUUCAUACAUAUAUAGAUUCUCUAUUCGAAACCAUACAAUCUUGUCAGAGAAGCAUAUAUUUUACAUUUUUGUUCAACACCUCUUUGAAUGGUGACAUAAUCUAAGUAAUUGGUAAAAUUUGUUCUGUUUCAUCAUUUGUGUUAUUUUUCAUUUCACAGAUUUACAAAUAGACAAACCAGCUUAUAGUUUAUGGUAACAUCAUUAAUGACGUAAUAUUGUUGUCGACCUGUACUGUUUAUCUAAGAUGUAUUACAAACAAGACUAUUUUGUGAAAUAAAAUUAUGUGUACCUUUA